GUGGAGACGGUGGAGAUGGACGUAACGGUGGAGACGACGGUGACUGAGGAGAAGCUGGAGAAGCUGGGGAAGUUGGAGACGGUGGAGAAUCUGAAGAAGUUGGAGACGGUGGAGAAGCUGAAGAAGUUGGAGAAGGUGGAGACGUUGGAGAAGCUGAAGAAGUUGGAGAAGGUGGAGACGUUGGAGAAGCUGAAGAAGUUGGAGAAGGUGGAGACGUUGGUGAAGUCUGAGAUGUUGGAGACGGUGGAGACGAUGGUGAGGUCUGAGACGUUGAAGACGAUGGAGAUGUUGGUGAAGUCUGAGGCGGUGGAGAAGUUGGUGACGGAGGAGACGACAGAGAAGUUGGAGACUGUGGAGACGUUGAAGACGAUGGAGACGUUGGUGAAGUCUGAGGCGGUGGAGAAGUUGGUGACGGAAGAGAUGACAGAGAAGCUGGAGACGUUGGUGGAGUCUGAGGCGGUGGAGACGUUGGAGACCAGACCUACAUCCAGCGCCGCCCCCAGACGGUCACCAGGAACAGCAGAACUUGCCCCCCCUGAACCCUCAGAGCCGCUACGCAGACGACAUGCGGAAGAGCCGUCAGGCUGGGGGGGAGAGCAUCACAUGACCCCCGCCGGAGCGCUGCAGGACGCCUGGCGGCUCCAGCCCCGGCUCCGCCUCUUCAGGCUGCCGCUGCCCCUCCCUCCACACGGGCCUCUCCCCCGUUUCCGCGUGACCCGCGGAGGCACCGAAAACGAGAUCCAGCUGGACGUGGUGAGGAAGAAGUCUCGGCCGAGGAAGAAGUCUCGGGCAAAGGAGGAGUCUCGGGCAAAGGAGGAGUCUCGGCGGAAGGCGAAGUCUCGGCGGAAGGAGGAGUUUCGGUCUAAAGAGCAGUCUCGACUGAAGGAGUUUUGGGUGAAGGCGGAGUCUCGGGGGAAGGAGGAGUUUCGGUCAGAGUCUCAGGUGAAGGAGGAGUCUCGGGUGGAGGAGGAGUUUCGACUGAAGGAGUCUCGGCGGAAGGAGGAGUCUCGGUCUAAAGAGCAGUCUCGACUGAAGGAGUUUUGGGUGAAGGCGGAGUAUCGGCCUAAGGACGAGUCUCGACUGAAGGCGGAAUUUCGGGCGGAGUCUAGGCUGAAAGCAGAGUCUCGGUUGAAGGAGGAGUUUCGGGUGAAGGUGGAGUCUCAGUCUAAGGCGGAGUCUCAUCUGAAGGAGGAGUUUCGGGCAGAGUCUCGUCUGAAGGUGGAGUCUCAGUCUAAGGAGGAGUCUCGGCGGAAGGCGGAAUUUCGGGCAGAGUCUCGGGCGAAAGAGGAGUUUCGGGUGAAGGUGAAGUCUCAGUCUAAGGCGGAGUCUCAGCGGAAGGAGGAGUCUCGGUCUAAAGAGCAGUCUCGACUGAAGGAGUUUUGGGUGAAGGCGGAAUCUCGGCUCAAGGAGUCUCAGGCGGAGUCUCGGGGAAAGGAGUAUCGGCCUAAGGAUGAGUCUCGACUGAAUGCGGAAUUUCGGGCGGAGUCUAGGCUGAAGGCAGAGUCUCAGCCGAGGGAGGAGUCUCGGUCUAAACAGGAGUCUCGGGUGAAGGAAGAGUCUCGACUGAAGGAGUUUCGGGUGAAGGAGGAGUUUCGGGCGGAGUCUCAACUGAAGGCAGAGUCUCGGUUGAAGGAGGAGUUUCGGGUGAAGGUGGAGUCUCAGUCUAAGGCGGAGUCUCAGCGGAAGGAGGAGUCUCGGGGGAAGGAGGAGUUUCGGGCAGAGUCUCAUCUGAAGGAGGAGUUUCGGGCAGAGUCUCGUCUGAAGGUGGAGUCUCAGUCUAAGGAGGAGUCUCGGCGGAAGGCGGAAUUUCGGGCGGAGUCUCGGACAAAGGAGGAGUCUCAUCUGAAGGCGGAGUCUCGGACAAAGGAGUCUUGGGCGGAGUUUUGGGGGAAGGAGGAGUCUCGGCGGAAGGCGGAGUCUCGGCGGAAGACGGAGUCUCAGGCAGAGUCUCGACUGAGGGAGGAGUCUCGACCGAAGGAGGAGUCUCGGGCGGAGUCUCGGGGGAAGGAGGAGUCUCGGCUGAAGGAGUUUCAGGCGAAGUCUCAUUCUAAGGAGGAGUCUCGACCGAAGGAGGAGUUUCGGGCGGAGUCUCGGGGAAAGGAGGAGUCUCGGGUGAAGGAGUCUCAGGUGAAGGCGGACUCUCAGUCUAAGGAGGAGUUUCGGACAAAGGAGGAGUCUCAACUGAAGGCGGAGUCUCGACUGAGGGAGGAGUUUCGGUUGAAGGAGUUUCGGGUGAAGGCGGAGUCUCGGGUGAAGGCGGAGUCUCAGUCUCGCCGCGGCGACCCGGACGACUUCACGUCCCCCCUCUCGUCCCCCGACUCGGACCUGUCGGAGCUGCCGUCCUGCUCCGUGUGCCGGUCCUGGAACGCGUCCCGGAUCUGCUCGGCCUGUGAGCGGAGCUACCACCGCGACUGCCACGCCCCCCCGCUCGGCGGUGACAUCCGGUCAGAGUGGCUCUGUUCGUUGUGCCAGGACCUGUCGGACCCGUCGGACCCCUACAGCUCCGACAGACCCCAGAGUCCCCGUCUGAACCUGCCGGACCAGAGGCGGUGCGAGACCCUCCUGCUGCACCUGAAGGUGGAAGGAGGCCUCCAACUCUCUCGGGCCGGUUCCUGGAGCCGCCUGGUGCUGAUAUCGGAGCGCCUCGCCGACCUCCGGCCUCCCGCCUACCAGAACCCCGCCCAGCUCGUCUCUGACAUCUGGGACCUGUUCAAGGACCCUCCCCGGGUCCGGAUGGAGGGGAACCAGCAGGAGGCGCUGCUGCAGCUGCAGCUUCGUUUCCAGGAAAAGCUGGUGCAGAUCUUCGGUGCAGGGCUGCAUCCGUCCCUCCUGCGGGCCCCGGGGGCCCCGGCCCCCCCGGGCCCUCCACCGGCCCCCGGGGGCCCCGACGGGUCCGAGAGCAGCGAAGAAGAAGAAGAAGAGCAGGGAGCCGGGGAGCCGUUUGGACGGGGAGCAGAGUUCCAGGCCAGACUGAUGGAAGUGAGGAAGAGGCUGAGAGAACUUGUGGAGGACAAGCCGCCGUCUGGUGCCAAGAGGAGGAGGAAGGAGACGGAGACGUAGUAGGAGACGUAGACGGAGACGUAGACGAACCUCAGACGUCUUUAACGACACAUUCAGACGCCUGAGGAGCAGCAGGACCUUCGUUCCUCCAAACCACGGCCUCAACAGUCUCAGGGAAACAGGAAAAAUGGGCUUCCUGGAGGAAUAAAGAGAUUCUUGGUAGAAGCUCCUGAUCCGACGCCGGGAGACGGAACCAGAACCAUGUUGGAGCUGAAGCAGCAUUUCAAGGUCCAGAGACGCAGCUGUGGAUGUUUUCUGGAAGUCGAGACACUAAAACAGGAACUUCUGAUCUGCAGAGACGAGGACGGAGGACUGACCUCGGAUCAGGAACUACCAACAGUUUUCUUGUUCUCAUGUUAAAUAAACGAUCACAGGCUGAAAUGCAGCUAAGAAAGGUUUUGAUUUUAGACCCAAAAGAACCGCUGACGUGGGGACCAAAUCUGAGAAUAAAACUAGAUAAAAGUGUUUACAGAAACAGGACUUUAUUGAUCGGUUACUUUUCUUUUCCUCAUCCUGAACGUCGUGUUUUUUGACUUUUUUUAAUCGCGUUAUUCGUUCUCCUCUGAAGUUCUGGACCGGCACUGAUCCACUUUUACGUCCGGAAGUCGGUGUCGGAUAUUUAUUUCCAUGAACGCAGCUUGAAAAAGUUGAGUGUUCUUUUACUUUGAAAUCCAACGUCUGGUUCUGGUCGUUUACACAGAAAAGGCUUUUUCUACAGGAAAAAUCCAUAUUUAUUUUUUUAUCUGAAUGUGAAGCAGCUGUUGUUUGAAGUUGGUCCCGGUGACCCGAGUCCGUUUACCUGAAUAUUAAACUUGUUUACCUCAUGAAGCUUGAGUUUGAAACACUUAAAUAAAGUAUUUGUGCCUUUCUCGUUCUGUGUGAGCAGAACUGUCCCCGAUCAGAACCACCAUGUUUAUCAUUUGUGUUCUGACUCAGGUUUGUGUUGAUUAUAAAUAAGCUAUUCCUAUUUUUUGCUAAAUAAAUGUAAACG
Molecule: messenger RNA, 4051 nt
Organism: Cololabis saira (Pacific saury)
Lineage: Eukaryota; Metazoa; Chordata; Actinopteri; Beloniformes; Belonidae
Product: trichohyalin-like
Exons: 6
Coding region: 16-3060 (1014 amino acids)
Source: RefSeq, a predicted model, not a curated record